Molecule: messenger RNA, 905 nt
Organism: Meloidogyne enterolobii
Lineage: Eukaryota; Metazoa; Nematoda; Chromadorea; Rhabditida; Meloidogynidae
Source: the annotation of a GenBank genome assembly
GAAAAAAAUCAACGAGCAUCAUGGGCCCAUAAAAGCCGGGCAAAUUCCUUAAAUCCAUUCAUUCAUUGCAUCUCAAGCAGCUUCAAAAAAUUCUCUUCUAAAAAUUCCCCUUUAAAAUGAAAAAUCAAAAAGUUUUAAUGGCUUUUUGCCUUGCUUUUUCAUUAACCUUUUGUGUGAAUUCAAUGCCGAUUGAUGAAGAAGUUAGUGGAAAAGACGAUGUAGCGGAUCUUGGCAAGAAUGAGAAGGACCUCUCAAACAAGGUUGAAGGAGAACAAGGCACUAAGGAUGAGGAGCUUUCUUCUCCUUAUUCUAUUUUCACUCCUUCCUCUUCCUUUUCAUCUACAACUAAUUCAAAUACAAACGACCAAAUAGACGAGGAAAACAAUGUUCUCUCCCCAACUCAUAUUGAAACCACAAAGGCUGAUGAUUUUGAGGAUGACGCCAAAAAUGUAGCUAUUGAAAAUGAAAAUGAGGAGGAUUUGGUUGAUUAUGGAGCAGAAAAUGAGGAAAUUUUGAAACCGUUGAAAUAUGCGCUUAAACAAAUUUAUAUUGUUUUGGGCUCAUUUUUGGACGAGAAUUCGUUAAAAAUGGUUUUGGAGGGAAAUGACGUGAAACCUAGACAUUUGGAGAAAGAGACACUUGAAGCAAGUGAUUCUGUACUUGAUAAAGAUAAUGAAGCCGAAGAUGCUGUUACUGAGUCUAAUCAAGCCCCAGAAUCUGAACUUCAACCUUCUGAAGUAAUUUCUAGCCAAAAAGAAGUAGCUGACAAUGAAAAAUUAAUUAAAAUGUUGCAUUUGUUGAAGGAAGGGUCUACUGACACAAUAUGCUUUAAGGAGCAUACUGUACAUCAACAGGGGAUUUUUGAAUUAUUGAAACAUUUGGUCCAACACAUGGUAGUAUCUUAA